UCACUGAGCUUUUGAUAUGUGGCGCUCUUACCUGGCUGAGAGAUCACAAUGAGCAUUAUAAGGCCGAAUUAAUGAGGAAAGUUAAAGAAAAUGAAAAUGCAAAAGAUGAUGAUGGUCCUGACUGGUUCAGUGCAGCCACUAAGAGACUGGAAGAAAAGGAGGAGAUUAGGAAGUGUCAGCUUGCACUUCAGGAGCUGGAGAAGCAAGAGAAGAAGGUGCAGGCACUUAAAGAACGACGACAUGUUAUCAAGAAAUUAAAAAGUACAAUGAAUGAGCUGUUGCCACCUGAAGAUUUUCCAUUCCCUUUCCCUCCCUAUGACAUUCAGAAGGACUUCAUGAAAAAUUUAUUUUCUACACUGGAGAAGGAACAGCUUGGGAUAUUUGAGAGUCCCACAGGGACAGGCAAGUCACUGAGCUUGAUAUGUGGCGCUCUUACCUGGCUGAGAGAUCACAAUGAGCAUUAUAAGGCCGAAUUAAUGAGGAAAGUUAAAGAAAAUGAAAAUGCAAAAGAUGAUGAUGGUCCUGACUGGUUCAGUGCAGCCACUAAGAGACUGGAAGAAAAGGAGGAGAUUAGGAAGUGUCAGCUUGCACUUCAGGAGCUGGAGAAGCAAGAGAAGAAGGUGCAGGCACUUAAAGAACGACGACAUGUUAUCAAGAGGUCAAAUGUCCAGAAAGUUGAUGAUGAGUUUGAAGAGUUGUUUCGAGAUUUGCACGAAGUACAGGAAAAUGUUCGACGAGAAUUAAGCUCCAUUAGUGGUGGAGAGAUGCUAUCACCUGAGGAGGCAUCUUUGUUACUAGAUGACUACUGCAGUGAUGAUGAGGCACAGAAGAGCAGUAAGGAAAAUGAAGAGGAAGAUGACAGUGGUUGUUUAAAAAUUUAUUACUGCAGUCGUACUCAUUCUCAGCUGUCACAGUUUGUGCAUGAGGUGCAGAAAACAGCAUUUGGGGAAGAUGUGAGAGUUGUAUCAUUAGCAUCUCGACAAAACCUGUGUGUUAAUGAGGCAGUCAACAAACUUGGUAACAUGUCCCUUAUUAAUGACAAGUGCUUGGAUUUACAGCGGGGCAAAAAGGGUCAAGCCACCAAGUGUGAGGGAGAUGGUACAACAAGCAAGAAGAAAAAACGCUCAUCUGGUUGUCCAUAUUUCCGGCAGACUGGCCUAGAAAUCUUUGCUGAUCAGCUACUCUUGGAAGUUCAAGAUAUAGAGCAGAUGGUAAUCCUUGGAAGGAAGUCCAAAAGUUGUCCAUACUAUGGAGCAAGACAUGCAAUAAAGGAUGCUCAGCUGGUUGUGCUCCCGUACAAUACACUUCUCCACAAAGGCACGAGGGAAGCCACUGGUAUAAAACUAAAAGGAAACAUUGUGAUUGUUGAUGAGGCUCAUAAUCUCUUGGAAACUAUUUCAAAUAUCCAUUCAGUAUUUGUCAGCCAUGGACAGUUGCAAGGAGCUCAUGCACAGCUCAGUCAAUACAUGCAGCGUUAUGGCAAGAGGCUGUCUGCAAGAAACCUAUUGUAUAUCAAGCAGAUACUGUUUUUUAUGAGUGCUUUAAUAAAAUUACUUGUGGGAGGUUCAGAAGUUUGUAAUAGCUUGGGUAGCAGUAGUGUCAGAAAUGCCAUUGUGAGUGUGAGCAGUAAAACACCUACAAUGCAGAUGUUCACAGUAUCAAAGUUUUUAUGUGAUACCCUCACUGACAACCUUAAUAUUUUCAAACUUGUGCAAUACAUAGAAAAGAGCAAAAUUGCUCAUAAGCUACAUUCCUUCAGUCAACACUUUGAAGGAUCAGUGAAGGUUCAUCAGGACCAGAAGAACUCUGUGUCAUCUUCAGCUACAACUUCUGCUUUCCUGGCCAAGAUGGCUGCCCAAAAACCUUUACACAAUAAAGCCAAAGAAAAUGCUCGGCCAGCAGCUUCUACAGCAAAAAAAGUUGAAGUUGAGGUUGAAGCUGAAGAGGAGGAAAUUGUGAUGGGCUCUCCUUUGAUGCAGAUAACUGAACUGUUGCGAGCUCUUUUACAUUCCACUGAGGAUGGUCGAGUGGUUGUGACUGUCGGUCCUACCCCUCGGAGAUCAUCAAUAAAAUAUCUCCUUCUCAAUCCAGCUUCUCACUUCCAUGAUGUUGUGGCACAGUGCAGGUCAGUAAUUGUUGCUGGGGGCACCAUGCGACCCAUUAGUGAGUUCCGGGAUCAACUUUUCGUCUCAGCUGGUGCCGACCCUAGUCGAGUGCAUGAGUUUUCCUGUGGCCAUGUUGUCCCUGCAGAGCAGAUCAUACCUAUUGCUCUCACUCAAGGCCCCACAAAUGUUACCCUAGACUUCACUUACCAGCAUAGAGGAGAUACCAGGGUGCUGGAUGAAUUGGGCCGUGUGCUGGUGAAUAUAUGCACAAUAGUACCAGGAGGAGUGGUUUGUUUUCUGCCAUCUUAUGAUUACGAACAAAAGGUGUUUUCCCACUUCACCACCUCUGGGGUGAUAACCAGGCUGUCAUCUAAGAAAAAGGUAUUUCGUGAACCGAAAAAAUCAAAUCAGUUAGAGAGUGUGCUGAAUGACUUUUCGAAGACUGUGCGACUGACAGCAUCAAAUACAAAUGGGCUUACUGGCUCAUUGCUCUUCAGUGUUGUUGGUGGGAAGAUGAGUGAAGGCAUUAACUUCAGUGAUGGCCUGGGACGAUGUGUGGUUAUGGUCGGACUUCCUUACCCAAACACACAGUCUCCAGAACUUAAGGAAAAGAUGCUUUUUCUCAAUAAACAUGUGUCUUCAGGGCCUGAUGGAAAGUCUGCUGGCUCCAUCUUCUACGAAAACCUAUGCUUUAAGGCAGUGAAUCAGUCUAUAGGCCGAGCUAUCCGUCACAGGAAUGACUAUGCCAGCAUCCUUUUAUUAGAUCAUCGGUACUGUCGCCCAUCAUCCAUACAGGCACUGCCAGAAUGGAUAUCCAAGCAUGUGCAACCAUGUACCAAGUUUGGUCAAGCAUUUAGCUUACUGAGGAAGUUUUUUGCAGAUAAGAAGAUACUCUCAACUACCUAGAAGAAAUCUAUUAGUAACCUGUUUAAAAAGUCAAUACAUACUGUAUAUAUGUACAGCCUCUCCUCAUUUAACGACGGAGUUCCGUUCCUGAGACCACGUCAUUAAAUGAAUUUGUUGCUAUACAAGGAGCAUACUAUAAUGGCAGUGAGUUUGUGUCAACCAUCUUUGAUAUUGUUUUAAUGUCAUCUUUGCACGAUUUAUAACAUUUCUGGUAUAUUUUUAAAUGUUUAUACAGUAGUGUACUGUACAGUGGACCCUCAGUUAACGAUAUUAAUCCGUUCCAGAGAGCUUGUCCUUAGCCGAUUUUAUCGUUAUCCCAAUUAAUUUUCCCCAUAAGAAAUGAUGAAAAUCCAAUUAAUCCGUUUCAGACACCCAAAAGUAUUAACAAAAAAUCUUUUUUUUUAAAGAUUAAAUAUAGAGAUACAGAAAACAAUGACAAAUACAAUAUAAAGCACUAAUAAAAUGGAUAAAUGAACGUUUAACAUCACACUUACCUUUAUUGACUCUUGUUGGUGUAUGGAAGACAGGAGGCGAGAGAAAGGCAAGUUUAUUAUGUUUCAAUAUGACACUAAUAUCAUCUCUAUGGUUUAUUUAUCUAUCACAAUUCAUCUAAUAUGACAUAAUAAACAAUAUUAAAAACAUAGAAACAUGAUAUGUACUCUAGAAUGAAUAAAAUAUGUCACAAUGUAUGUGAGGAGUAAAGUGAUGGAUGUGUUGUUGUUUGGCUUAUAAAGGCCACUGAGAGAAGCUGUACAUAUUAGUGGUGGUGGAGGUGGCAGCAGAACCCACCACCAUUAUUCACACUUAAACAAUGUAUGUAAUUUAUAAAUAAGAAAGAUUUACAUUUUAAUUUAUAACUAAAAAAUAUUUACAUUUCAUUUAUAAAUAAGUUUAUUCAGGUAUACAUAAAUACAGUUACAUACAUAGAUUAUCAUACAUAGCAGCAUGUGUGUAAAGUAUCUAGGAUAACCCAAAAAAGUCAGAGUGACUUAUUUCCAUUGGGGUCCUUUUAUAUUUACACAUAUUUACUUUUAUACUCACACUUAUAUUUACACUUGCCUUGGAGGAGAUGUUAGUUUAAUUCGUUAGUUUGAUGGAGAUGCUGGCAGAGGUUUAGGGUGGUGGAAGGUAGCAGGGCGGUUUAUGUUCAUUGGCCCUGUACACAUCCAACAACAUUGGAGAAUUACUUUCGUGUUGUUUUUCUUUCACUUACUCGCUUAACUUACUUGCUACAAUGUUAAUUCUACAUUUUAUCACUGGCUGGCACUAUAGCCUUUAUCGAUACCUGCUGCUUUAGUAUCAUACAUGUCGUAGAAUCACUGAAUCACUGCAGAAGGCACAUUCUUCCCUCUCUCUUCCUCCUCCACUUUGGUACUUUGCUACGAGUUUUUCUUGAAUUCUAUUGUGUUUCUUUCCUUCUUUACCACAGGGCUGGCACUAGAAGCUUUCUUUGGGCCCAUGGUGGCUUAUUUAGCAGUUACAAGCACUAAAAACAAUGGAAUAAUAUAAAAUAUAUCACAUGUAUGCGUGGAAUUGUCCUCACUGGCUUGUAAAUAAUGGCACACUGGCUGUACAUGGAUACAUGGAGUGGUUGCCUGAGUGGACAUGUUCAGGACGAAUGUCCUUAACCGAGUUCUUGUUCGGUAACCAAGCCAAUAUUUUGACACAAAAAGUAUCGCUAUCCGAUGGCAUCAUUAACUGAGGGUCCAUUGUAUAUUGAAAUAAACAGAAUACUGUAGAGGAUAUCAGCCCUAAUAUACAUUAUUUAGGUAUGAAUACUAGUCAGAGCCUGUCGUAAGUCCGAGGCAUCGGUAAAUGAGUACGUUGCUAAGUGAGGAGAGGCUGUAUAUAAAUUUUAUAGUGCAUAUUCCUACAAAUACUUCAACCAUAUAAGAUAUAGACAUUACUUAAGCCUAAUAUGUAUUUGAAACAAACUUGAAAAUCUGUAGAACAUGAAAAAAUGGCUAUUGUGUUUUAUGCUUUAGAAAAAAAAUAGAGAGAUUACUGGAUGAAAAUUAGAUUACCAACACUUGUGUAAAAAUGUAAAUGAACGCCAGAGUUUAAUCUAUUUGAUGCUGUUUUGUUCGUGGGUAAAAUAAUAUGUAAUCUCUCAAAUUUGGAAGCCAAGUUAAAAGUGUAUUCCAGAGAGAAUUUAAAGCAGUAUAAUAACACAACUUUCUUUUACUUUCAUUUAUUUAUUUAUUUGUUUGCCUUAAUCCUGCCUCUAACUUUCAACAGGCUUACAUGACAUAGUGUAGCUUCGAUAUAUCUAUUUGCGAACCUUUUAUGUAUUUUCAAUUCGUUUAUGAUUUCAAGACUAGCAUCAUGCCAGUUAUGAUUACUGUUAUAUUUAAGGAAAAGCAUUAAAUUUGUAGGGCUCAAACAGCACCUGGGGAAUGGGAGACAGUCAGGUUCAGUCCAAGGAAGGACAGGUUCAAUUCAUUGGAUCAGGAGCCCCUCUGGCAUAAAGGAACAACUGUUGAGAAUUCAUGUAGCACCUGGAUAAUGGGAGGCACUAAAUCCCUUUUGGAUUUAGUGCUUAAAUUGAUAUUUAGGUUUAGUCCAAGGAUGGGGAGGUUUAUGUAUUAUUAAAUGAGUUAUACACAUUAAUGACUGGAGCAAUAAAGGUCUCAGAUGACUAGAGCAUGUAAAUAAUUACAGGGGGUGGAAAUAGAGCUUGAUACCUUACAGCUCCUAGACAGAACCUUGGUCAAAAGCUAGGAGGUAAAGUAUUAUGUUAUUUUAUUUAUUUGAUCAUCUCUUUAUGCCAACGACAUGUAGCACAUGUAGGCGCUGACUAUCAGCAUGUAGCACCCUCUCCAGAAUGCUAAUGAUCAUGCUUCCCACUGGGCCACCUCUUGUGGGUAUAAAUUUUGCUACUACAACACAUCAGCUUACUUUCAAAAGAUGCCCUGUUGUAAGUCAAGACUGUUCUGUACCUGUGUAGUUUUUGUAUCCCUGAACUGGAUAUGAUCAGAUUUCUUGGUCUUCUGUUUGAUCACUGAAUGUCUUGGAAGUCUCGUAAUCUCCCUGAAAACUGCAUGUUAAAGCUUCGUGAAACUCCUUAAAACCCAAGCCUGCCUACCCUGGGAGGCUGAUAGAUGCACUUUUUUUCCACUGUCAUCUUGUCUAAACUAGACUUUGAUGACCACCUAUAUUCUUCAGCUUCUCAUUACCCAUUCAUCAUCACAGGUGUGAAGGCUUACUCAGCCCUGUAAUAACUUCAGACAGUAUUACCAAGGCUGGCUCCUCCUCAGGAAAAUUAAUGAAUAGAAAAAGAAAUAAUAACAGACAAACAUAAACACUUUAUUAUAUAGAAAAUAUAAAACACUUAAAUAUGAAAUAUUAAUCCUACAUUAAAGAAAAUGAAAAAUGAAAAAUAUAAGUGAUAACCGAAUUCAACACUAAUAUAUAUAUAGGGGUGUCUGGUGUUGGUGACACUGUGUUGUUGAAAUCGUAGCCGUUGCUGAUGAUGGGGGGGGGGUCACACGUUCUUUACCGCUGCAAUGAUGAGGGAUUACGUCCUGCAAUUUCAUACAGGUGCACAGGUAAUUAAAUCCAAAAAGGGGAAGUCUCAGGACGUUAGUCCAUCUCCACCAGUUCUUCUCGUUGAUUGACAGGUGACCCUCUCUGUCAUCCAAGCUGAAAAGAUAGACAGGUUACCCACUGCUUAACCCUUUCAGGGUCCGUCCCGUAGAUCUACGGCUUUACGUUCAGGGUCCAAACCGUAGAUCUACGCCAUGAGCUCAGCUCUCACUGAUAAACUGUGAGUGGUACAUUUGGGCCUAGAUAUGAGAGAAUACAUCUAUGUGGUAUGUGUGCACCACAUAAAACAGAUCCUCCAGCACACUGUGUAUAAUGAGAGAAAAAAAAUGAAAUCAUGAUUUUUCGAUUAAAACAGCAACUUUGCAGUGUUUUUUCGUAUGUUUUUUAUAGUUGUAUUUGCGAUUUCUUGGUCUCAUUUGAUAGAAUGGAAGACAUAUUACAGAAAUAGAGAUGAUUUUGAUUGGUUUUAGCACUGGAAAUGGCUUGAAACUGAGCUCAAAGUAGCAGAAAUGUUAAAUUUUUUGCCGAUAUUCAAGAGUAAACAAACGACCUCACACGUCUAAUACACGUCAGCUGGUGGGUCUAAUAUACAUUCACAAAUAUGGUGAUGAUAUUUAUACAAUUAUUACAGUAUUGCAUAACAGUAAAUCUUCUAUUUUUUUGGUGUGAAUAAAAAUUCAUUAUGUGAAUAAAAAAUCAAAAUGGAAUUUAUUUGUAAAGCCUCAAAACAUAACUAAUGAACAGAGGAAAUGUUAGUUUAGUGCCAGGAAUGCCUACAUUGUUCAUUCUGGACCCUAUUUUGAAAUUGGAAUAUUUUAAACUUUGUGUUAAAUUGGCCAAAUUAACAAUUUCCGAUCACUUUAUUUUGUAGUUGAAACAGUUGACUUGGCGAUUUCUUGUGCUCAAUCGAUAGAAUAGAAGUAAUACUAGUGAAAUAGCUAAGAAUUUGGUUGAUUGGAAUAAUGUAAUUGGCCUAAAAUGGGAGUCAAAGUCGGCAAAAUCGCCGAUUCGUAAAUAUCGCUGACACAUAAAAUAUCCGCGAGAGCAUAAUUUCGUCAAUUUUCCACCAAAUUUCGUACUUUUUGUUUUAUUACCUUCACAAAAAGAUUCUCUACGAUUUCAUAAGAAAAAAUAACAAAUUUUUUUUUUGAAAAUUCUUGGACACUGGUGCGUGACUCCAGAUUUGGGCCUUGGACCCUGAAAGGGUUAAAUAAUCACUCUCCAUGAUAAGUACAAUACCUAAAAGAUGUGGUGAUUAUUACAAAAGUCAACAUAGAGCAAGGCUGAAAAGACUAAGUUUAUUAUUGGUCAAAAGUGAAGCUUUCAACCCAUAAAU
This is a messenger RNA of Cherax quadricarinatus, 7893 nucleotides long. The record is from RefSeq and is a predicted model, not a curated record. NCBI's taxonomy places the organism in Eukaryota, Metazoa, Arthropoda, Malacostraca, Decapoda, Parastacidae.